CAGAGAAAAUAAAAUACAUCCAGGUUAGGAAAGGCUGUACUUUGCAGGCACUAUGAAAGGCUUUCUUUCCUUUACAGUCCUUGCAAUCCUUUUACUGGUGCACAGCUCCCAGACAGUCUACGUUCAGGAUGGAGACUUGAAAUUCUCCCUUGAGUCUGUGAAGAAGCUAAAGGCACUUAUGGAUGAGAACAGACACAGUAACUCUCACAUGGUGGUUUCAAAGGCUAGCUAUUCUCCAUGUGAUGAAAAAGAUCUCCCUGAGGAGUUCCAAUCUGUGUGCAAAAGAGAAGAUGCGUCCCUGAUUUUUGAGAGGCUGACCCUGGCUGUCCAAGAAGCUGAUUUGUGUGAAAUCUGUGCCAACGCUGCCUGCGCUGGUUGCUUUUGA
Messenger RNA from Tauraco erythrolophus (red-crested turaco), 385 nucleotides. Its product is annotated as guanylin-like. The record is from RefSeq and is a predicted model, not a curated record. Gene Ontology annotation, molecular function: guanylate cyclase activator activity. Lineage: Eukaryota; Metazoa; Chordata; Aves; Musophagiformes; Musophagidae. Gene Ontology annotation, cellular component: extracellular region.